Molecule: messenger RNA, 1503 nt
Organism: Colletotrichum spaethianum
Lineage: Eukaryota; Fungi; Ascomycota; Sordariomycetes; Glomerellales; Glomerellaceae
Product: transcription factor atf21
Exons: 4
Coding region: 1-1503 (500 amino acids)
Biological process (GO): regulation of transcription by RNA polymerase II
Molecular function (GO): RNA polymerase II cis-regulatory region sequence-specific DNA binding; DNA-binding transcription factor activity, RNA polymerase II-specific
Source: RefSeq, a predicted model, not a curated record
AUGGGGACUUCACCGAAUGCUGCCUCUACCAGGGGUGAUACCAAGUCACCCAAACAGUCCAACAAUGCCACUCCGCCACGCCAAGAUUCCAUCCCCGAAGUGAAGCAACCCGACCCGAGCUUGAAGCCCGAUGCUGACGGCGCGAAACCUCUCGGUCCCCCUCCUCGACCUGGACAAGCCACUGGAAACACUCCCGAUUACUUCGGCGGCGGAGCCGCUGGAUCUCUCAGUCUGGAGCCCAAUCCCUUUGAGCAGUCUUUCGGCGGAGGCGCGCCAGAGACACCCGGUGGUACCAAGUUGCCAUCCGUUGCUGCUCUGACUUCGCCCUCUUCGCUGCUUCCCGGCAGCGGCGCAACUCCGUUCAACUGGGGAGGUGGUUCUUUGCGAACUGGUCCUCUAAGCCCGGCCAUGUUGUCGGGUCCGACGAGCGAUUACUUUAGCGACACGCAUCACCUUCGAGGCGGAUUCCCGACCCCGAACGAGUCUUCACUGAGGACUGGCUUGACCCCAGGUGGCAGCGGAUCUAUGUUCCCUGCCCCGAGCCCCAACUCUCAGCAACUGUUUGCCCAGCUCGCCAGUGGCGGUGCCACACCUAGCACGAUUGAUUUCCACCGCACUGCUUUGAGUGCUGCUGCGAAGCGUGAAACCCAGAACCAGAACCAAAACCAGAACCAGCAACAGCCACCCGUUACGUCGCAACCCCAGGAUAUUCCCAACGGCGCACCUGCUGUGAAGACCGAAGCAAAGCAAUUCGACCCGCACGAUAACGACGCGGCAAACGGCCUAUUUAUGCUUGCCCAGGGUAGAAACGGCGCCCAGGCUCCCUCAUACGCGACGACAACGCAGUCUCAGUCACAGUCACACUCCGCUCCUGCCCCCACACAGGGUAUCGAUACGUCUCCUCAGAUGAGCGUGAACGGCGCCGGCUCAGUAGGCGCUGGAUCUUCAGUUCGAGGUGUUAGCGAAGGCGGAAGCGCCAUGUCAGACGAGAGUGAGCAGGCCCGCCCCUCAGCCAGGGGGCCCCCUAGCAAGAAGUCCAAGCCGAACAACGCACCCCCUCCCGACAUGAACGGCGAUGAUAGCCACUCCGACGACGAUGAUAUGAAGCAUGAGAACGGAGAAGGCGGUUCUAAGUCCAAGAUGACAGAUGAAGAGAAGCGCAAGAACUUUUUGGAGCGUAACAGAGUUGCUGCCCUGAAAUGUCGACAGCGUAAGAAGCAAUGGCUGGCUAAUCUCCAGUCAAAGGUUGAGCUGUUCAGUAGUGAGAAUGAUGCUCUCACAGCUCAGAUUACGCAGUUGAGGGAGGAGGUUGUUAACCUCAAGACAUUACUCCUCGCCCACAAGGACUGUCCUGUCACGCAGCAACAGGGCCUUCACGGUGCUUUUAUGCAACAGGCGAUGGAACCCUUCAACCCACAGAUGAACCCGUACGGCAUGGCCGCUCCUAUUCCGAACCAGCAGGUGCUUGCGGCAGGACAGGGUGUGCAGCGGCGCUUUUCAUAA